Messenger RNA from Suricata suricatta (meerkat), 6084 nucleotides. It is a transcript of the gene VEZF1, whose product is annotated as vascular endothelial zinc finger 1. Gene Ontology annotation, molecular function: RNA polymerase II transcription regulatory region sequence-specific DNA binding. The transcript has 8 exons. Gene Ontology annotation, biological process: regulation of transcription by RNA polymerase II. Gene Ontology annotation, cellular component: nucleus. Lineage: Eukaryota; Metazoa; Chordata; Mammalia; Carnivora; Herpestidae. Bases 1598 to 3121 code for a protein of 507 amino acids. The record is from RefSeq and is a predicted model, not a curated record.
GCCCGCCCCGGCGGAGCGGGGCUGCUGAGGUGAAAGGAGGCGGCCUCACGGGGUGCGGGGGAGAGAGCAGGCCUCGGGGUGAACCCCGGGCCCCCCCCCAGCACACUCACGCACACGCACACACCCUUCCCUCCCGCCCUGAAGGGGAAGGGAGGAGGCCGGUCGCUGUCACCACCCGUGGCCCAGAGAAAGGAGGGCGCCGGGCCGCUGGAUAGCGCGGGCCGCUUGGCCACCGCGCACCCGGCCCGGGCCCGCACCGUGGGGUGAGGGGGGGUCCCCAGGUCCUACUCUGAGCCCCCCACCCGACGCACUUCAUCCAUCUUUCGCUCGCUCUCCUUCCGUUGCACCUCCCUCUCCUCUUUUUGUGUAUGUGUUGACUUUCUGACCCCCCCCAUCCCAGCGAAUAGCGGGUAUCCCUGGGUUCCCCGCCACUCCCCCUUCCCGCCUCCCCCCCGUGUUUAUCCUCUUGAGCGGUGUUCUGAGUGUCCCCUCCCCAAACUUUUUCACUGGAUUUACAUUUUUUCUCUUGCAAGCCUUUGCCGAACCUUGGCAGCUGACACCCUCUCCCUCAGUCCAGCCCUCCCGCCGUCCCAUUCAGCCCGGGGAACCCCCCAGCCGGGGCCGGGGCGGGGGCGGGGGGGAGGCCGGCACUCCGGGAGGCCCGACCUGCUCCCGCGGCGCUUUUCCCUGGCGUCCCACCUCGAACGUUCUCUGCUACCAAGUAGGGGAGACGGAAAGUGCAGAGAGCAAACAAAGUCCGCUUACAAAGCCCCCAGAUGAGUCAUUGGUUGGGGUGUUGGUCUACACUUUCUGCAAGAAACUUAAAAGUGACUGUAGCCGAUACGUUGGCAUUCCUCUUGCCCGCUUUUAGGUGGGGGACCCCUCUUGGGAAGACCUAGGCUGGAACUUCUCUUUUCCCAGCUUCAUUUCUAUUUGCAAACGAAUCACUUAGUGGGCAGUAGUGAUGAGCUCACGGGAAAACUUCGGAACCGGAGGAGGUUAGGGAAGCUUGUCACUUUAAAGACGUUCUUCCCGCCUCUCUCGGUUAUUUUCCUUCUUUGAAUAACUUUGUGAAAUCCCAAACGCCUUGCUUGGGAGCUGGAGAUCUUUGAAACUAACCAGGAAUGGAUGCAGCGCUCUCAAAAAAUCCUCUCAGUCACUGGACCCAUCCCAGUGGAGAUAAUAUAGGGAAUUGGAUAAUUCAAACAUUACCUAUUGUGUAGAGCUGGUACAUUGUUUUCAGACAUAUUUUCUUUCAAAUCAAUUAAAAUCUUUUUUUCCACCUGAUGGAGAAGUGUGAAAGCUAAUAUUUGAUCCUGGGCUUGGCAAUGUGUGCAGUGAAAAUUGUUGGAAAAAUAAUUUAGAGCCGAGGACAGUUGAAUGGAGAACAAGUUGGGGAAACCCAGUUCCCCUCUUAGAAGGCUUCAUGUAGAAGUGUGGGGAUCCUAGGAAUCCUCAGAGUGAUUCCCGUAGUGGUCCAGGCAUUCUACAGCAUUUCACCCAAGAAGCAGGGACCUGGUGUGACCCUCGUGUGAGAGUGAGCUUCAGCAAUGCUGUAAAAAUACUUUAUGUUGCCACAGACAUCUGAAUUGGUAAAAUGGCAGCCCAUGAAGCCUCCCAUCACCAGCAGCAGGCAGCACAGAACAGCUUGCUGCCCCUCCUGAGCUCUGCCGUGGAGCCCCCUGAUCAGAAACCGUUGCUUCCAAUACCAAUCACUCAGAAACCACAAGCAGCGCCAGAAACAUUAAAGGAUGCCAUUGGGAUUAAAAAAGAAAAACCCAAAACUUCAUUUGUGUGCACUUAUUGCAGUAAAGCUUUCAGGGACAGCUAUCACCUGAGGCGCCACGAGUCCUGCCACACAGGGAUCAAGUUGGUGUCCCGGUCAAAGAAAACUCCCACUACGGUGGUCCCCCUCAUCUCCACCAUCGCUGGGGACAGCAGCAGAACUUCGUUGGUCUCGACUAUUGCUGGCAUCUUAUCAACAGUCACUACAUCUUCCUCGGGCACCAACCCCAGCAGCAGCGCCAGCACCACAGCUAUGCCCGUGACCCAGUCUGUCAAGAAACCCAGUAAGCCUGUCAAGAAGAACCAUGCCUGUGAGAUGUGCGGGAAGGCCUUCCGAGAUGUGUACCACCUCAACCGGCACAAGCUCUCCCAUUCGGACGAAAAGCCCUUCGAGUGUCCCGUUUGUAAUCAGCGCUUCAAGAGGAAGGACCGGAUGACUUACCAUGUGAGGUCUCAUGAAGGAGGCAUCACCAAACCCUAUACUUGCAGUGUUUGUGGGAAAGGCUUCUCGAGGCCUGACCACUUAAGCUGUCACGUAAAACAUGUCCAUUCAACAGAAAGACCCUUCAAAUGCCAAUUUUCCUCCCUCAUGCAGACGUGCACUGCUGCCUUUGCCACCAAAGACAGACUGCGGACACACAUGGUGCGCCAUGAAGGCAAGGUAUCGUGUAACAUCUGUGGGAAGCUUCUGAGUGCAGCGUACAUCACCAGCCACUUAAAGACACACGGGCAGAGCCAAAGCAUCAACUGUAAUACAUGUAAACAAGGCAUCAGUAAAAUAGCGUGCAUGAGUGAGGAGACCGGCACCCAGAAGCAGCAGCAGCAGCAGCAGCAGCAGCAGCAACAGCAGCAUGUGACGAGCUGGCCAGGGAAGCAGGUGGAGACGUUGAGAUUGUGGGAAGAAGCUGUCAAAGCAAGAAAGAAAGAAGCUGCUAACCUGUGCCAAACCUCCACGGCUGCUGCGACACCUGUGACUCUCACGACUCCAUUCAGUAUAACAUCCUCUGUGUCGUCCGGGACGAUGUCAAACCCAGUCACAGUGGCAGCUGCAAUGAGCAUGAGAAGCCCCGUAAACGUUUCCAGCGCGGUUAACAUAACCAGCCCAGUGAACAUCGGGCACCCUGUGACCAUAACCAGUCCGCUGUCCAUGACCUCGCCCCUAACACUCCCCACCCCGGUCACUGCUCCGGUGAAUAUCGCACACCCUGUCACAAUCACGUCUCCGAUGAACCUGCCCACACCCAUGACGUUAGCUGCCCCUCUCAAUAUAGCAAUGAGGCCCGUAGAGAGCAUGCCUUUCUUACCCCAAGCUUUGCCUACAUCACCACCUUGGUAAACAGUAUUAUAAAAUCAAAACAUGGGUUAAAGUAAAUAUUUACCAGCAACCUACGUUUAGUUUGUUAAAGCAAAAAGUAAACCAUGAAAUUGGGAGAUUUUAUUACAUUAGUUAAUAAUAGUGUAGUAGCAUUUUUCUCCAAUUUGGCUGGGAUUGUAGGUUGUGUAUGUAACUUAUCACUGGACCACUUUAGUUUAAUCGGAAAUUCCUUUUAGCUGACAGCGAUGCUUAAACAGGAUAGUAGUUGGCAAGAGAAAAUGCCAGAAUUAAAACCAAUCAUAAAAAAGCAAAGCCCAUUUCAAAAUAAAAACAGCAUUACUGUUUCUAAUCCCAAGAAAUCAUUUUAUUCUAAACACUAGCAGAACUCUUCUCCCCAUAUAAGGUGGAUGGGUGGAUGGCUGAGUUUAACCUAAGUCCUAAAUCCACAGAGAGCUAGUGUAGAAUUGUCUGUGUUUAUUGUUUUUAUGAGUAAAAUACAUGCAUUGUCAUAAUAAAAUGCAUUUCAGAGAAUAUGCAUUUUACCUUUGGGAAUAUGUUAAUUUCAGGCAGCAUUCCCUAUGGGAAAGGUGAUACCAGCUCUGAUAUGCAAAGCAUAUGAUAAUUUAUCAUUCUAACUUCAACAUAUAAUAGGGAUUGUGACCUGAUAUUUGGAGAUGUAAAUAUUGCUCAGCAUAUUAAUCCUGAUGGAAUAUAGCAUUGUAGUUGACUUUUUAAAAAAAAAAAAUUAAAAAAAAAAAGACAACAACCAAAAUAUACAAAUUGUGUUUUGGUAAGAAAAGGCCUCAACUGACAGCGGAGAAGUCAAGUGUGUGGACAGGCAGACUCCUAACAGACAGAGGCCAGUGGGACUCCUUUCAGGAGCCAAGGAGUACUUUGGGACAGUUAAAAUAUAUUGCUUUAAAUUGGAAGAUGCUGGAGGCACUGGGAUGUGACAUGCCCCUCUCUCUCCCAAUCAGAGCCUGUUGGUGUUCCAACAGGGAAAGAUGUGUUAGUUGCUCACUAGAGUUUAUGUCUUAUAUUAAAUUGUAUACAGUUUUUAUUCUAACCACUAACUAGGUAGUAUGCCCCUUCAGAACAGCAGAGUGUCUUUUUUUUUUUUUUAUUUCUCCUUCCGUUUCUUAAUCAAGUAUUGUGCAGAUUUGUUCAACUUUGUAAAUAUGGACAUCACUUUUUUUUCUUUGAAAAAAGACUUGUAUCCGCUUUUGGUGUUUUCAGGGAGACAGCUAUCUGUACUCCUGUAGAAACCCAGCCAUGAUUGUGCACGUUAAGACAUGUGCUUUUUAUUUCUUAGCAGGAUGUUUUAUCUCUGUACAUAAAGUAGAAACCAAAAGUUAGGGAAACAGAUACUCUUUACACCAUCAUGCCACACAUGUUUUUAAAGCGUUGUGUUAAAAAAGUUACUAAAACCAAGACGCUGUGAUUUUCUUUGCUAAGUUACAAUAUGUUUUUGGUUUUUUUUUUUUUUUUCUUUUUAAUCUUGCAGUUAAGAGAAGUGGAAUUUAGUUGUAUUAAUCUUGCAGAAUGUUUGCAGGACUGACUAUCAAACUGGAUGACUUCCGUUUAUACCCCACGGUGUCAGUUCAAGCAUCAAACACCUUACAUCUGAGGCAGACUUCCUACAUCAGGGACAGGUAUCUGUGUGUCAUUAUACAAAACAGUUCGAGGGGGUUGAACUACAUAGUAAAAAAUAAAAUAGUACUUAGUGUAAAAUAAUUUUAUAAAUGAUCUUUUGUACUUUAGGACAUUAAAUUGUACAACUUUUGUAUAUAUAAAAGCUUAGGAACUUUCUGUUUAGCAGGAAGGCAACACAUUCCUACACUUUUAAUGUAUAUGUUUGUUAUAAUGUCCAUGUAAACAUGCCCUAUGUUUGUGCCUUUUAAUUAGUUUGUCUCAAUAAACAAAAUGUAGAGAAAAAUAUGUAGCUAUGACUUUGUUACAACUGUUCCUACCCACAGUACAAAGAUGGUUUGUUUUUAAUCUGUAGAGCAUUAUGUGUGGACUACUGGAAGGACUUGCGUAGGGAAGGCCCAUACGCAGGCCCUGCUGAGGCCUCGGUUGGGCAGGUAGUGGCCACAUUUGGAGGAAGCCCAAUUUCCUGGCAUGCAGCCCCAGGACUGGGUUCUGGCUCUGCCUGCUGGGACCUGUCAUCUCUUUGGCUGGGCUGGCCAUCACCGUCUACCGUGAUUCGGACAGUCCAGGCUUUCUUCACAGUGGCCCAAGGAGCAAUCCUUGGUGGGGGCAGGCGUGGACCCUACCCCCAGGCUAGAGUGUGGUCUUCAGAACCCUGAAAGUAUUAGUUCUUAAAAAAAAAUAAAAAAUAAAAAAAUAGAUAUAUACAUACUAGAAAUGAUUGUUUUAUCAAUUCAUUGUAUAAUAAACAGGAGUGAGACUUCAUUGUAUGACUUCAGUUAAAAUGCUAUUUUGUAUGCAUUCUUUAUUCACUUAAGAAGCUUGUCUGCAAUAAUAAAGCCACGUCGUGUCUUCUUUUGGGAGGGAGAGAGUUGGCAGGAAGGGGUGGUGGCGGGCCACUGAAGGGGGGGCCGCUGGGUUGUGUGGUGAGAUUCUCCUGUGUCUUGGAACUGGAAUUGAGUUUUGAUGCUGAUGAACUGACUCAACCAAGUGUUGAAGGCACGACGGCCACCGCGCUACGAAAAGAGCAGAGUUUGUUUUUCCCUUCUGGUUGUAACCUGGUUGAGAGCUUCCCUUUAUCAGAUUGGCAGCUAAACAGUUGUAUUAGAUAAUCCUCAAAUCUGACAUCCAGCCUGUUAUGCUCUAGGGCUCGCUGCUUGGCCUGCAUUUGCCUUUUAUUGUAUAUCCAUUUCCCUCCGAAGGUGUGCUCCUAAACGAAGGUUUCUAUGUAAGCAGAUGAUGAUUUUUCCUGUCAAUACCAGCACUGUAUUACUAACAUGCAAAAUACUGCAGAUUUAUUUUGACAAAUUAAAGUUAACCGGUCACAAACGUUA